GCUCUCGAACGGCGGCUGCUGUUUCUGCUGCCGCCUCUGGUUACGCACGCCAAGCCAAGCCAGCCCUUCGCCUCCGAUUCUGCGCACACCGGCGGACCCAAAGCCUGUCAUUUCUGCACAACACAGUUUUCUCUCCUCCUCUCUCUCUCUCUCUCUCUCUCUCUCUCUCUCUCUCUCUCUCUCCAGUGGUGGGGAAGAAGGGGGGCAGAGAGAGGGAGGGAGACGGAGGACCCCUCGCAGGACGGCGGGGAGCGGCGGCGGGGAGCUCCCGUCCCUGAGCCCAGCAUGGCUUCGGGGGACCUUUACGAGGUUGAAAGGAUUGUAGACAAAAGGAAGAACAAAAAAGGCAAAUGGGAAUAUCUUAUCCGGUGGAAAGGUUAUGGAAGUAAUGAAGACACGUGGGAACCAGAACAUCACCUAUUGCACUGUGAGGAAUUUAUCGACGAAUUCAACGGGCUGCACGUCACAAGGGAAAGGCGAGCAAAGCACGGGAAGCAAGCCAGCGCGCCCAAGUUUUUGCGAGAAAGCAGGGGCUCCCCCCUUGAUAAAAUAUCGCACAGACCCCCUGACGCUGGGAAAAGCAAGGGAUUGUCCCAUAAAAGAAAACGCAUGGCCCCAACAUUUCAAAAGCCAAGAAAGGGCUACGCGUCCAAACCAGCAUCUUCAGGUGACAGAGCUGCUAAAACAGUAACUUACCGGACUACCCCCAGUGGUUUACAGAUUAUGCCCUUGAAAAAGCCACACAAUGGCCUGCCGAAUGGAGACACCAGUUACGAGAAGGACACUGGACAUUUUGGGAACGGCUCCCAAAAGCCAAACAUGGAUUUAAAUGAACAGGAAGGGGAACACGAUUUGCCUGGAGUAUUGGAUGUUAACAACGAGUCCCCCGUCAUGAAUGGGAUUGGUUCUCCCCUGACAAAUGGAAGCCUUAACCUUCAUAACACUGUAAAAAGAAAAUUGGAAGGGGAAAAGGAUUACGUCUUUGAUAAGAGACUGAGGUACAGCGUGCGUCAAAAUGAGAGCAACUGUCGGUUCAGAGACAUUGUUGUGCGCAAAGAAGACGGAUUCACACACAUCCUCCUCUCCAGUCAGACCUCAGAUAACAAUGCACUGACUCCAGAGAUCAUGAAGGAAGUCCGGAGAGCCCUGUGCAAUGCGUCAGCUGACGACAGCAAACUCCUGCUUCUCAGUGCAGUGGGCAGCGUCUUCUGCAGCGGCUUAGAUUAUUCCUAUUUAAUUGGCAGAUUAUCCAGCGACAGGCGAAAGGAGAGCGCAAGGAUUGCAGAAGCCAUAAGGGAUUUUGUAAAAGCGUUCAUUCAGUUUAAGAAGCCAAUUGUGGUGGCAAUCAAUGGUCCUGCCCUAGGCUUGGGAGCUUCUAUAUUGCCACUCUGUGAUAUCGUUUGGGCAAGUGAAAAGGCCUGGUUUCAGACCCCGUAUGCAACAAUUCGGCUCACUCCAGCUGGCUGCUCAUCUUACACCUUCCCACAGAUACUGGGCGUUGCUCUGGCAAAUGAAAUGCUGUUUUGUGGAAGGAAGCUCACAGCACAAGAAGCCUGCAGUAGAGGACUCGUCUCACAAGUUUUCUGGCCCACGACAUUUGGGCAAGAAGUGAUGCUGAGGGUGAAAGAAAUGGCAUCCUGCAGUGCAGUGGUGUUAGAAGAAUCUAAAUGCCUGGUUCGGAGUUUUCUGAAAUCUGGCCUUGAAGACGUGAACGAGAAAGAAUGUCAGAUGUUAAAACAGCUCUGGAGUUCUUCCAAAGGGUUGGAUUCCCUGUUCAGCUAUCUGCAAGACAAAAUCUAUGAAGUCUGACAUGGUUUUGAGACUUGAAAGAGAAAGACAGAAAAUAUUUUUUUCAGAGGGGGAAAAAGAUUUCAGGCCUCUGAAAGACUUGGGGGAAAAAAAGAUACGAAAGUCAAACCAUAUCGAAGAAAUCCUUCCGAGGAAUUUGUGGCAGCGUGUCUGACGUCCUUACGAUUGUGUCAAUUUCCUUGUGAGUUCAAUGGCAAAGUUCAGUGGUUUCCCCGGCAGGACUGGCUCUCGCUCAGCAAGAAGGAGCGACGGAUAUGUUAUAACAUCCUCAGCCUUUGCUGGGAAAGGCAUUUAAAUGGCUCAAGAAAACUAUACUAUACAUUCCACAUGCUGGAAAAGCACUAAUAUUGUCCCCUUGAAGCCACACUGCAAAUCUCAGUUUCUUCGUAAUCUCUUUAUUUUUAAUGGGAUCUUUCUUUUUUUGCAACUAUAAACAUUUUGUCUUUACAUUGCUCAGUUUCAACAUUGGAUCAGACCUGCUUUUGUUUGUUUCCAAAUUAUGAAUGAAUGAAUGUAUGGGUGGAGUGGAAUCUAAUUUAUAUCUACGAUGUACAAUAAUUAAUAAUAAUAAUAAUUUUGCAACAAAGAAACUAACUUGGAAUCCUUGUCGUUUCCCCAUCUUGUUGAGUUUAUUUAAUUUAUUUAUUUGUGUGCAUGUUUACGUCUCAGUGUGUGUAGGUGUGUGUGCAUGCACAAACACACGCACAGACACAUUAGACUCUUGGUAUCAUUCAGAUGCUGUUAGAAUGAUCAUUAACACAAUUAUAAUAACAUUGCCCAGGAUGAGACAACUGUACAAGCUCUUUGGUCUACUGUAAGUAAACGGAGCUGUACAAACAAGAAAAAGACAACAAAGAAGAAAAGUAUUGAGCAUAGACAUCCUUGUUUAAUGUUCCUUCGGGAAAAUAAGAAGAAUGCCAUGACUUUAAUAUGUGUUCCAAGUGGUUUGUUCUGUGAUUAAUUGACUACACCAAUUAAACACUUGUUUGUUUAAAAUGGUAAAAGGAGAGGGAUUUUUAAAAAGGAAUACAGGGAACAAUAGGUCAACAUUAUCUCUCAUUUAAAUCACUUUCAUAGAUUGUGAGUUUUUUCAUUGGCUCGUUCCUAUUUGGUACAAAACACUUUCCAUUUAAAUUCCAUCUUUAUUCACAUUUCAAAGCUGCUGGAUUUUUGCUUUUCGUUCUGUUUCUUGAUUUAUACUUGGCAGCGCUCCACCAUCUACAGUAGAGUCUCACUUAUCCAAGCUAAACAGGCCGGCAGAAGCUUGGAUAAGCGAAUAUCUUGGAUAAUAAGGAAGGAUUAAGGAAAAGCCUAUUAAACAUCAAAUUAGGCUAUGAUUUUACAAAUUCAGCACCAAAACAUCAUGUUAGACAACAAAUUUGGCAGAAAAAGUAGUUCAAUACGCAGUAAUGUUAUGUUGUAAUUACUGUAUUUACGAAUUUAGCACCAAAAUAUCACAAUAUAUUGAAAACAUUGACUACAAAAAUGGUUUGGAUUAUCCAGAAGCUUGGAUAAGUGAGGCUUGGAUAAGUGAGACUCUACUGUAGUUAGAAUAUGUGUGUAAAAGUCUCUGUGCAAAUGAAUGCAGCAUCUAGUUUUGGUUUUUUGGGUUUUUUUUCGUGUCAGGAGCGACUUGAGAAACUGCAAAUCGCUUUUGGUGUGAGAGAAUUGGCCGUCUGCAAGGACGCCCAGAUGUUUUACCAUCCAUGAGGCUUUUCUCAUGUCCCCGCAUGGGAAGCUGGGGCUGACAGACGGGAGCUCACCCUGCUCCCCGGUUUCGAAUCGCUGGCCUUUCAGUCAGCAGUCCUGCCAGCACAAGGAUUUAACCCGUUGCGCCACCAGGGGCUCCAGCAUCUCGUUAAUACAGUAGAGUCUCAUUUAUCCAACAUAAACAGGCCGGCAGAAUGUUGGAUAAGCGAAUAUGUUGGAUAAUAAGGAGGCAUUAAGGAAAAGCCUAUUAAACCUCAAAUUAGGUUAUGAUUUUACAAAUUAAGCACCAAAACAUCAUGUUAGACAACAAAUUUGGCAGAAAAAGUAGUUCAAUACGUAGUAAUGCUAUGUAGUAAUUACUAUAUUUACGAAUUUAGCACCAAAAUAUCACGGUGUAUUGAAAACAUUGACUACAAAAAUGCGUUGGAUAAUCCAGAAUGUUGGAUAAGUGAGUGUUGGAUAAGUGAGACUCUACUGUAUUUAUUAAAAUAAUUUUGGCAAGCAAUAUGCAAGAUGGUUUGUGGAACGGCUCCUAUCUGUAUGUGUUGGAAGCACAGAUCAGUUUCUUCAGUCAUGAUAAAAGGCUGUUGCUUCUCUUAUUGUCUGCUCAAUAUAUAUAUAUAUUAUAAUAAUGGUAACUUGGAUCAACUAAUUCAUGUAUCAUUUGCUACUGUAGCCCAGUUCAACAUGUUUAGACUCAGAUUGUGAAGCGGAAGUAAUAUUCAUCCAUAUGCAUUGCUAGGAAAAAAUAUGUAAUAUAUGGCACUAAGGAAGAGUGAUGCAAAAGAUAUGACAGAUCAUCUUUUAUAUUAUAUUUUCAUGUUCCUGAACAAAUGAUACACUCCUAAAUAAUGUAUCAGGUGCAUGAAUAAACUGACAGGAUGAAUUGUGUUGGCAGAAUCGUAUAAUUUUGGUUUUAGAACAAAGAAUUUCCAUAACAUAACACACUUGAUUUUUCAGCAGUAUUUUCAGAAUAUUGUCAUAUUUUCUUGGGAAAUGAAUUACUAAAAGUUUAAAACAUUUUGUUUUUUAAAAAGACACACAGAUAGUUAAUCUAAUUUGAAUCUGAUCUUUUUUUUUUAAAAGGGGGCUGUAAUGAUCUUUUUUUUAAAAAAAGUUUCUCAUCUAGAUUUAUCUUUCUGUCAUUGCUGGGUAUUAUUUAACUCUCUGUGUGUCCAGUAUAUACUAAAUCAAAUACCUUUAUUGAAUAUUCACAGUGUUUAAUAAUAAUUAUUAUUAUAAAUGCAAAUUGUUAAUUAUGUUAUAUUAUUUUCUGUAAAUGGCUUUGUACAGAUCUUUUAAAAAAACUUGCAAUUUUUUUCAUUUGUAGAUAUGGAAAAUAAGCAAUUUAUUUCUGUGAGUUCGUCUUGCAUGUAUAUUUUUGCUGUACAUAAAAGUGUGGCUUAGCUGGGUAUCCCUCUGUUUCAAUGAAUAAGCUUUCAGACUUUAAUACAGUAUAUAUUUUCAAAAAUAUAAACUUUUAUAUUUCUGUGGUAGAUUAGGGUAAGCGUUUUAGGCAAUCUUUUCCAAGACGAUUAACCAUUUCUUUUACUGCCUAGCAUUCAGAGGCUGGUGCCAAUUGUUUUCCACUUGGAAUAAUAUUUUCUCAUAUCCUUAUAGAUAUAUGCAGGCAGUUUUUUGUUUUUCUUUGGAUUAUUUUUUUUUAGUUCAGCCUUGAAAUAAGUGAAUUGAGCUAUAAAUUUGUAAAUUUACUGCAUUUGUGAAUAAGCCUUACCACUAGUUUGAAUCAAAACAUUAGCUGAUCUGUAAGAAAGGUCCACCUAGAUGUGAUGGCAGCAGAACAUGUCUUUGAAUAGAGAGGAAACCAACCAUGGGCCUUAUCUGGACCAUAGAAGGUCGGUGAUCUUCUCCAACAAGGCAAAGUUAUCAAAACUGUGUCUAAUGCACAACCAGAGUCCAUGUGGUCUUCUUUUCCAACCCUCAUCUGGUCCUUCUCAGGGCCCUUCCACACAGCCAUAUAACCCAGAAUAUCAAGGCAGAUAAUCCACAAUAUCUGCUUUAAACUGAUGCAAUUUUUGUGUGCAACAAGAUGCUAGAAGGCAUGGCCACACUCUUGAUGUUCUCAGGCUUCCACCUGACGUCUUGAAUGGAGCUCCUCUGUCCAACCCUUUAGCUCUUGAAGUUGUCUCUUAAUAAGGAAGACAGCUCCCCCAAAAAAGGUCUGUUAUGACUCCCUGAUCACUUUCCAUUUUGGAAAAAAAAUGGGAAUGUCCUAGCUGUGGAAUUCCAGAUGGGUUGGAAGAGGAAAGUGGAUUGAGAGCAACUUCUCUUUCAUCACAGAUGUUUCUCUCCUAGGACCUUUUUCUCCUGCCAAGCUGCUUUUGCCUAAUCUGGUCACCAAUGCCGGCUAUAAAUGCAAGAUGAAGAAAUGUCGUUCAACACAUUUGGGUGGAGAAACCAUUUGGCACAAUCCGCCUUUGAAAAAAGAACAUGUUGAGUUGCCAUUACUUCUAUGUAGACCUUAAAAACUCCCCAAUCCCUGGUAGCUGCAUUCAGACAGGUUUCCAAGUCAGAAUGCAAGGCCUUAAUGUUGUUUCCUUGUGAAAUGGAUAAUACGGGUUGUUUCUUUCAAACAACAUAGUUAGGUUUGUUGACCUGGGCUUUAUUCUCUGUGAAAGUGUACAUAGUGUCCACCCUGCCAUGCCAAUCACUCUCAGGCUGUUUGUGGGUGGCUGGAUCUAUUAAAGUCUUAUCCGGCUGUAGCCAGGCUGUUUGUGGAUGGCUGGAUCUAUUCAAGUUCCAUCUCUUUAAGAGACACUAAAGAAGUUUACAUAAGAGACUUAACAGACAAUCUUAAUCGUAAUGCAUUUAAGUACUCUGUAUCCCAGAUGUGUGAUCUCUACCCAAUUAACUAUGUUUUUUAAGCCAUACUGAAUCUCUUUCACUAAUACAAGGAAAGUCAUCCACUCGGUCACUGAACCUGUCAACAGGAUUUUGGCUGCAAGGGAAUAACGUGCAUGUACUGUACAUAUAUAUAUGAUAUGUAUCUUCCAAUCAAAGAAAACUAAGGACCAAAGAGUACCGUUUCCCUAAAACAAACCAGUUUCACCUCUGCAGCAAAGAACAGGUCUUGAUUCCUUUUCGACAUUCAUUUUGCAUCACACCUUACUCAUUUCAGGGAGAGAGAAAAAGAGAAAGAUAGCCAGAUAGGGUCUAUCUGCUGAAAAUGUUGGGAAAUGAAAGAAAGUCAGGAAACAUUUGAAUGUCUAUUGGUAAGGCUUAUUACCAAACCUUGGAAAUAAAGCAAAUAACCAAAAGGGAUGGGAGGGGGGGUUAACAAAAUGACUUCUUUGACUUCUAAUUAGAAUUUUGCACUGAUAAGUUAAAAUGUAGUCAUUUCCCAAUAAUGAGGCCCAUCAGUUAUUUUGUUGUCUGAAUGUCAUAGAAUAAGAUGAAAUGAGUUUCCAAUAUUUGUGAUGAUGGUGAGUUCACAGUGUAAUGAAUGCAAAGGUACGUACGGGGCACCCCCUAACCAGUGUUGUAAAUAGCCCUUUGGACAUUAGUUGAGUGCCGAGAGACAUGUAUCUUCUGAUAUAUCAAAUAUUUGACUGUCUAGAUCAAAUUGUACACAAUAUAUUUGUCGAUAGUCCUGUAACCUAGUGUAUGAACACAUUUUUCUGGGUGCCUUAGAAGUUGUAUUUUUCAUGUGUGUUAAUAUGCAGUAUUUAUACAUUGUGAGAAGCUGCUUUGAAUAAAAAUAUUGAAACUG
Messenger RNA from Anolis carolinensis (green anole), 7249 nucleotides. It is a transcript of the gene cdyl2, whose product is annotated as chromodomain Y like 2. The transcript is spliced from 7 exons. Lineage: Eukaryota; Metazoa; Chordata; Lepidosauria; Squamata; Anolidae. Gene Ontology annotation, molecular function: transcription corepressor activity. Gene Ontology annotation, cellular component: nucleus. The coding region runs from base 286 to 1809 and encodes 507 amino acids. The record is from RefSeq and is a predicted model, not a curated record.